UAGUCUUCCACGCGAUGGCGCAGGGUCACGUGACUCAGUCAAAAUGGCGGCGGGGCAACAGUGGGUGUUAGUAGAGAUGGUGCAAGCUUUUUACGAGGCACCAGCAUAUCAUUUGGUUUUAGAAGGUAUCCUCAUUUUGUGGAUUAUCAGACUGCUGUUUUCCAAAACAUAUAAACUUCAGGAGAGAUCAGACCUCACAGAGAAGGAGAAAGAGGAGUUGAUUGAGGAGUGGCAGCCCGAGACCCUGGUUCCCCUCGUAUCGAAAGACCAUCCUUCCCUCAAUUAUGAUGUGGUCACGGGGCCUCCAAGCCACAGAAUCAUUGUGAAUGGGAAAGAGUGCAUUAACUUUGCCUCAUUUAACUUCCUGGGUCUGCUCGACAGCGAGCGCGUAAAGCUGAAGGCUUUGUCGUCGCUGAAGAAAUACGGUGUGGGGACGUGUGGACCGAGAGGCUUCUAUGGGACCUUCGAUGUUCAUCUGGAGUUAGAGGAGCGAUUGGCGAAGUUCAUGAGAACAGAGGAGGCCAUUAUCUACUCGUACGGCUUCGCCACCAUCGCCAGCGCUAUCCCAGCGUACUCCAAGAGAGGAGACAUCAUCUUUGUUGACGAGGCGGCCUGCUUCUCCAUUCAGAAAGGCCUGCAGGCUUCACGCAGCUUCGUCAAGUACUUCAAGCACAACGAUAUGGAGGAUCUGGAGCGCCUUCUGAAGGAGCAGGAGAUCGAAGAUCAGAAGAAUCCACGCAAGGCGAAAGUAAUCCGGCGGUUCAUUGUCGUUGAGGGACUCUAUAUCAACACUGCAGAUCUCUGUCCACUACCUGAACUGGUGAAACUGAAGUACAAAUAUAAAGUGCGAAUCUUUCUGGAGGAGAGCAUGUCUUUCGGAGUGCUUGGAGAACACGGAAGAGGAGUCACAGAGCAUUUUGGGGUCAACAUCGAUGAUAUUGACCUCAUCAGUGCCAACAUGGAGAAUGCACUGGCGUCCAUCGGAGGUUUCUGCUGUGGACGAUCGUUCGUUAUUGAUCAUCAGCGUCUGUCGGGUCAGGGUUACUGUUUCUCAGCGUCUCUUCCACCCAUGCUGGCCUCUGCUGCUAUUGAAGCCCUCAACAUCAUGGAGGAAGAUCCAGGCAUUUUCAGGGUGUUACAGGAAAAUUGCAAACACGUCCAGAAAGCACUACAAGGGACUCCAGGGCUGAAGGUGGCCGGCGAGCCUUUAGCUCCUGCUCUUCAUCUGCAGCUGGAAAACAGCACCGGAUCCAGAACAAAUGACCUGAAGCUGCUCCGAGCGAUUGUCGAUUACAGUUUGGAAAGACAGAUCGCACUCACUUUGGCUCGAUACCUGGACAAAGACGAGCGUUUUCUUCCACCGCCAAGCAUCAGAGUCGUCGUGACUGUUGAGCAGACGCAGGAGGAGAUCGAGAAAGCAGCGCAGUGCAUUCGAGAAGCAGCAGUGAAGAUCCUGAAAUGACGAGAGUCACUGACGUGAGAUCAGGCGUGACAGAGCCAUGAUGGCUCGGUGACCUUUGACCCUGAAGACCUGGACUGCACACAACUCGAAUGGAUGAAUACACUGAUUGAACCUG
Sinocyclocheilus anshuiensis is the source of this 1577-nucleotide messenger RNA. Its product is annotated as serine palmitoyltransferase 1-like. Gene Ontology annotation, biological process: ceramide biosynthetic process; sphingosine biosynthetic process. NCBI's taxonomy places the organism in Eukaryota, Metazoa, Chordata, Actinopteri, Cypriniformes, Cyprinidae. The transcript is spliced from 15 exons. The record is from RefSeq and is a predicted model, not a curated record. Gene Ontology annotation, molecular function: pyridoxal phosphate binding; serine C-palmitoyltransferase activity. Bases 44 to 1462 code for a protein of 472 amino acids. Gene Ontology annotation, cellular component: endoplasmic reticulum.